UGAUGGAGUGGUGUUGCCGGUACCGUACAGUGGAUCUAAUUCUCAUCCAAUGUCACGACCAAGACGGCCGGUGAACAAGCGACAUUUUAGUCUGUCCGUUCCUCCAGCCACGACCACGUGUUAGCUUUCAUAUAGAUUGUGUAUUUUGUGGUUGUACCAGUACACCGGCCGCAGAGAAUAGGAAAGAUAUCAGACAAUGUAAGACUGCCCUGAGGAAUGCUCAGCCCGGGAAUCGGAAAUCUUCUUUGGAUAUCCCACGAACUAGAGAGACCCCAAAAUGGCGACACAGGGAGAGGGAGAAGACAAUGACCGCAAGUUUGGGAUAUCUGUUCCACCGUUAGUAGAAUAUCUAAAGGGCAUUUUACGAGAAUAUAGUGAUGGUCAAAUAUUGAAGGAGCUCGUUCAGAACGCAGAGGAUGCAGGUGCGGAUACUGUCAAAUUCCUGUAUGACAUGAGGCAGCAUGGUACCAAGACGCUCUACAAAGAUUCCCUACAACCUUACCAAGGACCGGCUGUCUAUUCCUUCAACAAUGCCAAGUUCAAGAAAGCUGACUGGGAAGGGAUUCAACAACCAGCCCGCAGCAGGAAGAAGACAGAUCCUUUGAAGGUUGGACGAUUCGGCAUUGGAUUCAAUUCUGUAUACCACAUAACAGAUUUACCGAGCAUCAUGAGCGACCAAGGACUGGCUUUCAUCGAUCCAUUGGAGGAACACUUCUUUGAUAGUAAAGGACGAGUCAUGACUGGAUGCCGAUUUUCUCUGAGAUCAGACAGGGAAAUUUUUUCAAAGAGUCAUGACCAGUUUCAACCCUACAACGAUGUAUUUCCUGGAGUGACGGGAGGGAUUUCAUCGGGAUAUUUUGAUGGCACUUUGUUUCGGUUUCCUCUGCGUCAAGAGGCAAAUGAAUUGAGCGAUAAAACCUAUCAACAAGAAGACACACUUGACGAGGUGUUACAGGCCUUCCAAGCAGAUGCUCAUGUGACUAUGCUGUUUCUGCGCUCCUUGAAUAACAUUGAGGUGUUGAAGAGAUCCCCUGAUUACCAAGACCUGUCACUGAUUGUAAGAGUUCAACGGGAACAUGAUCAAGAAGCGCAUCCUCCUGGAGCGGACAUUACCUCAUGUCUUCAAUCCUACAUCUCUAAUACCAGUGGGUGCCGAGAGUCUAUAAAGUUCACUGAUUGUGUAGCAUUUACUACAGAAACACAGAAUGAGUCUAAGAGAGAGCACUGGGUUGUUAGCCAUCACAUCGCUGGUGACAGCAUGUCUCAAGCGCUUACUGACCUGGCUGGGAAGCAAGGUCAUCUGCCAUGGGUAGCUGUUGCCAUCCCCAUGACUUCUUCAGAGACAAGCAAUGUAGCAGAUGAAGCAGAGAACAACGAUGGCAGAGUGUUCUGUUUUCUUCCCUUGCCACCUGGUGAAGAGAGUCGCACAGGGUUACCAGUUCAUGUGCAUGGAUUCUUUGGUAUCAAUAGUGAUCGCCGGGGGAUAAAGUGGAUUGGACCAGACCAAACAGACACUCCAGCACAAUGGAACCAACUUCUUGUUAGAGAACUGAUUCCCAUGGUUUACGUUGAUGCUAUCAAAUUUACCAUUGAUGUGCAGAAAUCUAGGGAAACCUUGACUGCUGAUUGCAUCUAUCGUUCAUGGCCAGACUAUGAAGAGGUUCGUGGCAACUGGGGUAUUCUCUUGGAACCCUUGUACAAUGCACUGUUCAGUGAAUCGAUCAUACAUAGCGAUAACAGUGGAUGGAAGAACAUUGCUGAUGUCCACUUCAAUGAGCUGCAAGUAGACGAAGAGACAGAACAGGCAAUCCUCAAAUGCUUCAACUUCAAAGGCAUAGCACAUGCAAGGGUCCCAAGCGUAUGUAGAAAGUCCAUCAGGAAGUAUUACCAUCUUAAGAUAUCAACUGUUUCUGUCUCCAGCCUUUGCUGUUGCCUCCACGAUGAUCCAGCUAUUUUGGAAAGGUUGACUAAUGAUGAGAAGCUUCUAAUCCUGCAGUUCAUCUUGCAGGAGGGUGCCAUGCAAGACUUGGAGGGGUUAUGUCUUCUUCCCCUUGAUAAUGGAGGCUUUGAUGUGUUCUCAAGUUCUUGUGAAAGAAGAGUGUACAUUCCAACCCCUGAGUUCCAUCGACAUCUUGUUCCAGGUGGAUGUGAUCAUUUCAUCAGAACGAUACAAAACGAACUUCCACUCCACCAACUCCUAUCAAAUAUGAGUGGAGAUUACCAGCUGGAAACUUUAACCACCGACAUUGUAGCAGAGCUCUUGAAGACUCUGGAGAGAUCUUGGAUAGAUGAUCAAGGAAUCUGGGUACAUGAACCCCAAGAGCCUACCCUCAAUACUUGGCUUGAAGACGUCUGGUCGAUGCUUUACAGGGAAAGUCCAAGUGAGUUACAACUCUUUAAUGGUAUCCAUCUAUUACCAUUGUUUGCAGAUGAUAGUGACUCCAGGAGACUUCUUCCACUUUAUUCCAAGUCAAGGGUUAUCCAGAGAUGCUACAUUACGGCUGAUGGCAAAGUCGGAUUGACAGAUGAUGUUGAAAACAUUCUGCAUGAUAUUGGAAUGAGAGUCAUAGAUUGUCCUGGUUACAUUCUCCGCCAUCCAUCUGUCAUUCGGGAUGGAUAUAUCAAGAUGCCAACACCUGAUGGGGUAGUUCAAUGUCUUUUGCUUUCUGAUCAGAAGUUGCUGAUCCCAAAGCUCCGUUCAUUCUCUGCCAGUUAUAGAGAUACCCUUGUAGAAUAUCUUGCACAAGCGAAGCUUGGUGAUAAUGGGAAGGACCUUCUGAAGCACCUUCCAUUGUUUAAGAGAGUAGAUGGAACUGGCCAGUCAAACAAACAUUCAUUUAGUGUAGAAGAAUCCUUGGGAUAUAUUGAAUGCAAUCAGGUAGAUAUUCCUAACCCAUUGAAGUUGACAGGGCUAUUGAUUGAUGGAAGGGCAAAAUCAAAUCAAUGUUUACUACAAAAGUUAGUAGCUUGUCCACUUUCAAAGUAUCAAGUCAUAGUGAAUGUUUUGGAAGAAAUUCGUAAAGGGCAACUUUACACACAACAUGAAAGACAAGUAGCUUUGCAAUGGAUUAUGGAACGAUGGGAAGAUGUCAAGAUAAACUGCAAAUCAAUAGUGGGUAUUCUCCGUGAAAUGAAAUUCCUUCCCAAUAAGAAUGCAUCGUUGGUUAGUCCUUCAGAACUACUUGAUCCACGAGACCCAUUGAUCUACAAACUGUUUGAAUCCCAAGGGGUAUUUCCAGUGGAUCCAUUUGAUUCACCUCAGAUUGUAGAGGCUUUCAGUCAGCUUGGCAUGCGUAGGCAAUGUGAAGUUUCUUCAUCCGAACUAAUUGCAUGUGUUGACAUGAUUGAGGAAUCACAAGACCCUGACAAGUCUCUCUUGCUUCUAGAACUCCUUAGCAAUAACCCGGGUCUUCUUUCCACUUAUGUUAUUGAUCAUAUGAAACGAAAAAAAUGCAUUCCUUGCAGACAGUCUCCUCCAGAACAUUACCCAAUUGAUAUUGAAUGGCAUGGCAAAAGUUCGUCUCGACUGGCAACUCCUCAAGAGAUUCUGAUCGAAUCAAAGCAAGCUGCGCUAUCGUCUGGAGCUUCUAAAUCAUUUGUUUCCGAACAAGAUCUCUUUUCCAAAGUUUUUAUCGAGCUUGGAAUAACAUCCCAAAAGCCAGUGAUCGAGGAUGUCAUAACACAAUUAGAGCAUUGUGUGGAGUAUGCUAGAGAGAGAACAGGACGAGAUGUUAGCGACAUAAUACCUAUGCUAAAGGCGAUCUAUGGAUUUUUUAAUAAAGAAUUGGAAUUGGAAUUGGAACAUGAUUCACAUGUCAGGAACUUGAUCUUAGAUCGAGUGAAGUGUUGUGUGUGGAAUGGAAGUGGCUUUUCUGAACCAAGCAAGAUGUGUACAGGUGAUCUGCCAUUUGAUCUAGCCCCUUACAUGGCAUCAAUUCCCAAAUCAGCCUGUAUGUUUAAAGACUUGUUUGAAAGACUUGGAGUGAAGAGAAACAUGGACACAAACGCCGAAGCUCUGGUUGAAAUUAUACAUGACAUCAAGAGGGAAUGUAACUCCACUGGAGUUAGUAAAAGUUUCCAACAAAGACAGCGCCAACUUGUACUUCAGAUUCUUCAUCAUUUACAUGCUUCUGCUGAGCUCACGGAAGAUGCGAGGCUGCAAUUACUCAUACCAUCUAAAAGAGGGGAAUGCCAUCUUAUCCCCGUUGAAGAUAGUGCAUAUGUAGACAGGGAAUGGUUGAGACAAAGCACUGAAAAUGAGGAGAUGGAUGAUGAUGAAAACUUUACGUUGAUUCAUUCAGAUAUCCCAAUGGAGCUGAUUACAUUCCUUCGAGUACGACCUGUCAGUCAACUUCUUCUUGACUCAGAGGAAUUGGAUGGUUUCACAGAAGCUGGCCAGCACGAACACCUGACUAUGCGCUUGUAUAAUAUCCUAAAGAACAACUAUGUCGAUACUGCUAUUGUUAGUGAGAUGAUACAGAAUGCAGAAGACGCUGGUGCUGAAGUAGUUCAUUUUCUUAUUGACAUGAGGAAAAAUGAAGAUGCAAACCAAAAGCUGUUCAAUCCUGAAAUGAUUUCAUGUCAGGGACCAGCACUCUGGGUAUACAACGAUGCAGUGUUCACGGACCAAGACUUUGAAAACAUUCUCCGUCUUGGCGGACGUACCAAGGAAAAGGAUGCCCAAAAGAUUGGAAAAUUUGGGACUGGCUUUAACUCGGUUUACCGCAUUACUGAUGUUCCCAGUUUUGUUAGCAGAGAUUACAUGCAGUUUUUUGACCCUCAUACUUCACACCUUGGCAACGUUCUCCGAAACAAAAACCAACCUGGUGUCCGUCUCAGAUUGAGUAAUAGCAAAGCACUCCGGAGAUUUCCCGAUCAGUUCAAGCCAUUCCAUGGAGUGUUUGGCAUUGAUUUCAGUGGAAAGAGUGACUCAUUCAACUACCGUGGAACGCUGUUUAGACUGCCUCUUCGUUCACAAGAAGCUGCGCAGAAAAGUCAGAUAUGCAAGGAGAGCUACAAUGAGGCGAAACUGAUCGACUUGAUGAAAAAAAUGUGGGAAUCAUCUCACAACCUCUUGGUGUUUACCAAAAAUGUCAAGAGGGUUGCCCUGUUUUUUCUUGAUGAGAAAUGUAGCGAUCCUUCCAUGGCUGAAGAGUUAUUUGCCAUUCAGAAGACCGAGCAGUCAAAUAGGAUGAAUAAUGACAACAUUGAAAUUUCAACAGAAUCCUUCAAAUUUACAAUGACUUCAAAAGGAAGUGAAGUGAUGGCUCAUGAACCAGACAGUGGUAAAAACCUGGAUAAUGUCAAAGUUACCUGCAAGACCUCUGAUCAAGCUUCUGCUCUUGCGAGAUCUCCAGAUGGGAAAGAUUGUGGAUUAUCUCCUGAAGGUGCGGUUGCGUUUCCCUUCCACGAACCAUCGAUGUCUGCAUUUGAGAAAAAGAUAUAUUGCUUUCUUCCUCUCUCAAUAACAAGCAUGUUUCCAGUGCAUAUUAAUGGUGCCUUCGCUGUCAAAGAGGAUCGGAGGAGUCUUCACAUGCCAGUUCCCAAUGGAAGGCUGAUAUCUGAGAAGUGGAAUCACCUGCUUUUCAUAGAUGUGAUAUGCCGGGCUUACAUUGCACUCAUGUCUGACAUUGUGUUUAUUCAGCGUGUAAAGGAGGUUUAUGGUCCUGAUAUUUCCCCUGACCAGCUAUGGCCUGAUACCGAUGAUGUUCCGAAGAAUUCUGAAUGUUCAGCAUUGUUUAAUGCUUUCUACAAGGCAAUGGUAAAUGGCUUUGAAGGUCAUGAACCAUCAUUGUUCUGGAACGAUGACGAAUUGCAUCAGUUCUCACAAGUCGUUUUCCUCGGUCAAGAAGUCCAAAAGGAAGCAUCAGUGAGGGAUAUUGUGAGAAAAAUUCUAAGCGCCUACCUUCCAUCAAAGCAAGUGAUGUCACUUCCUGAUAAAAUAUGGAGAGCACUAGAGAGAGUAGAUCUUCUUGACAGCGUUCUGGAAAGUACGUAUGAUUUCAAUAGAUUCUUCACAGAAGCCUUUCUCCAACGAAUCGGUCAGGUGCCGAGUGACAUGAGAAAUCAAAUGAUUUUGUUUGCACUAAACAAACGUGAAGAUGCAUUAAAACAGAAGUUGAAAGAUGUGGAAUGCAUACCAGCAGUAGGGGGAUCUGACCUUAGGAAACCUUGUGAUCUAGUACACCCGAGUGGUAAGGUUGCGGCGCUGUAUUCUGAGUCUGAUAAGGUGUUUCCCCUAGGAAACAUGUUCAAUGACACCAAGACACUAACAUCACUCACUCAGUUAGGAAUGAUAAAGGAUUAUAUUCAUGAGGAUGUUUUCCUUGAGAGAUGCAGAUCAGUUGACAUUCUUCAUUCAGUCAACAAGGAAGGGGCUCAAAAUAGAUCCCAUGCCCUACUGAAUUAUUUGUCGGAGACGUUGAGAAUGUCGGAGACGUUGAGAAUGGGUCAUUGGACUAGGGACAGACAUUUCAAAGAACACCUUGCGAAAAUUCCAUUCUUGCCUAUCUUAUGUGAGAGAAACCAAGACCCUGCCCUUCCAUGGGUGGAAACCACUAACACCUGCCCUUAUGCAUCUGCUUAUGAUAUCUAUUCUCAUUCUAAGAAAAAUAUUGUGAGCAGUAUGUACAAUGUUGUGCACGAAUCAAAUGAUUGGCAACUUCCCUUGAACGUUGAGGAAUUUCUUGGUAUCAGAGACAAAUAUCCCUCUACUGAAGAUGUAAUCCGGCAGUUUUCGAACAUUCGGAGUCAUUAUGAAAUGAAUAGUAAAUCCAUUUCUAAUCUUGACUUGGAAACGAUAUGCAAAGACAUCUAUGAGCGUGUUGAAAAUGCAUGUAGAGAAAGCGUUGUUGAUGGAAUUUCCAAUGAUCUGCAGAAUCAACCAUUCUUCCUUGUAGAUAGCAGGUUUGUUGAAAUUUCUGUGAUUGCCGAUAAAAACAGCCUUCCGCCGUAUCUAUUCGAAGCUUCUCGUUUCCUUAAACGAUAUCCAAGUCUUCUAAAACAGGCAGGAUUGAAGAAUGAAUUUGAUGCCAGAGACUAUGAAGGUGUUCUUCAUCAACUGUACACAAAGAGUAAUGGGCAACCAUUAAGUAAUGAUGACACGGAGGUGGCUAUCUUAGCUGCACAACGACUUUCAGGUUUACCCCACGGAGAAGAAGAACAUGCAGAUACAUUUCUCCCAGAUGAACAGAACUGCAUGAGGCCUGUAUCAAAUCUGUGUUACAGAGAUGUGGAUUGGUUUGAAAAUGAUGAAAUUGAACUUCAUAGGUGUCAUACAAAAAUCAGUUUCAUGGUCGCGAGAAAGCUGAAGGUGAAGGAUAUUCGACAACAGAUGCUUCAGGCAUUUGAUAUGGAUUUCCCAGGAGACGAAUUCGGCCAACAUGAGAAACUUACAACCCGCAUCAAACGUAUUCUCGACUCUUACCCAUCCGAUGAAACAAUACUGAAAGAACUUCUUCAAAAUGCUGACGAUGCUGGAGCUACUGAAAUCCACUUUGUGUACGAUCCUCGGAAACACAAGGGACACAAGCUUCUAGGAGAUGGCAUGAAAGCCUUGCAGGGUCCUGCUCUUUGUGUCUUCAACAAUCAGUCUUUCACCGACGAUGACAUUCGCGGGAUACAGAAUCUUGGAGAAGGAAGUAAAGCUGACCAUAUGGGAAAGAUUGGGCGUUAUGGAGUAGGAUUCAAUGCAGUAUAUCAACUUACAGAUUGCCCUAGUUUCAUCUCCAAAGGUGAACGAUGGUGUAUGUUUGACCCUCUUCUGAAGUAUGUUCCAGGAGCAAACCCAACACGACCAGGUCGUCAGAUCAAAGUUAAUAGCAGUGUGCGUCGUUCUUACCCACAUAACUUUCAGUGCUAUAUGGAAGACAUACUCACAGGUGGAGAAGAGGACUUCACCAUUUUUCGUUUUCCAUUGCGACAAGAAGCUUCAACCCUAAGCCCCAAUGUCUGGCAAGGUCAACAUAUUCGGAAGCUACUUAGGGACUUUGAGAAUGCGGCAUUUGAAUGUCUUUUGUUUCUGAAACACGUCACUAAAAUCAGCAUCUCAGAGGUAACGAGUUCAGGAGUUAUUGGAUCUACUCAUGUUGUCAGUGCAGAGAUGACUCGAAGUGAAUAUGCAAAGAAAAUGGAUUUUCUACAGAAAGUUCAGGACAUUGCCUUGACUAAACAAGAUGAUGGAACUUUGGAAUCAGAACAAGUGGAAGUCAUCUACCAGAUGAAACUGAAAGGGGUACAAAGAGAAGAGGAUUGGGUGAUAUGCCAGCAAGUGAGUUAUUCAGGUGCAGAUGAAGAACACUCAAGGAAAAAACACAAGUUACUUCCAGUUGGGGCUGUUGCUGCUCGUCUACCUGAAACAAGAGAAGGAAUUAGUUAUAAAAGAGGAGAGGGAGUCAAAGGCAAGGCUUUUUGCUUUCUACCACUCCCUAUUCAGACGGGACUUCCGGUUCAUGUGCAUGGAUACUUUGCCUUGGACCAUGAAAGCAGAAGAAACUUGUGGGAUGGUAGCAAGACGGAUGAGCAAACAAAGUGGAAUCUUUACAUUACUCAGAGAGUUAUUGCACCUGCUUAUAUACAGUUGUUGUCAUGGAUUCAGAAUUUUUUCAUAGAGAAAUAUGACUGGUCAGGAUCACAAGCAAGUAAAAGCAAGGUCCAGACUUUGAAGCUUCUUGAAGAAUAUCACACCUACUUUCCUAACACCGAAAAAGGAUCGUACUGGAAAAAACUUCAAGAUGCUGUGUUUGAAAUUGUUGUUGUGGAAGCCUUACUGUUGUUUCCUUCACUCUAUCGAAAGGAUGAUGGCAGAAAUGACCUUUUCUUGAGUUGGAAAACGCCCAUCUCGUCUCCGAAUGAGUCAGAUCUUGGAUAUUUCAACACACUGUCAAAGCAGAUGACUGACCACUGCACAAGUAGCAUGUACGGUUAUUCCAUUAGGCUUGAGAUUCAAGAGAGCAUCAACAAUCUGAAAGAAACCCUGAUUGAAGUGACAUUCCCAUUACUAGAGUCUCCAACAAGGAUAAUGUACAAUCUGCGUAAUGUAUGCAAAUAUCUUAAUCAAGGGGCCAUCGACAGUGACCGAGAACAAAACUAUGAGGUUUGUGAAGUUACGCCUUCCCAUGUGAUAUCUUUCCUUCAUGGAGACAAUCCCCUUCAGAGGCAAUUACCAAUAGCAAUUUCAAGCUCGAGGAUCCACAACAAAGAUAGACUGAUUGGACUUAUCAACUACUGCAAGAUGAGUAAAGAACCUAACCUUCAAGAAAGUCUCAAUGGUCUACCGUUGCUCUUAACCAUGGAUGGAACAUUACGGAUGUUCUCACGUUACGAUCAAGUAUUUGAAACAGAAUUCUAUGAUCUUUUUGAGUCUCAAAGUCAUAGAUUCUUACACAUUGAUUUCUUACACAGGUUGUCACAAAAUGCUGAUGUGUUUUGUAAGAUUGAUGUGAUAGCGGUAUCCAAGCUUCUUGAUGGUUGCUUUCCGUUUCUCAAGUGCACAGAGAAUAAAAUGCUAAGUCCUCGCACAUGCCAUCCAUCAGAAUGGUUUUGUAGGUUAUGGAUUCUUCUUGAAUCGUUGAGUAAAAAUGUUGAACACUUCAAUGAUUUCGCUAACAAUCUAAAAGUUGAACUUGGAAGGUGGGCAAUAUUACCAGUCACAGAAACCAAGCCAACUGAUGGCAGACCAAGGAGAUAUCAGGUAGCUAUUAGCUUAUCAUCAACGGUUAUAGAUCAGCCAAGCAAGUUAAAAAGGGGUAAUUGGCCACUCUAUUCAGCACUUGAAUCACUUAAUGUCUACAAGAUUGAGAAGUCUGUUCUAGAUGAAAACAAUCGUAGACUGAUAAAACAUCUUGUCCUUCAUGAGCACAUGGGGAAUAAUGCAAGGGUUCUAGAUGCUUUGAUGUACUGGGUAGAAAGAGACUCUGGAAGAUUCAAAAUUCUGAAAGAAAGACAACAUAAUGAAAUCCUCAGAUCCUUUUGCUAUUGUGAUGACUCAGCUGAUCUUAGAAGAGUGAAGUACCUUCCUUGCUUCAAGACCAUUGCAGGUGACUUUGUGAGUAUCAGGGAAUUCGACACAGUCCUUGUUCUCCCAAGUAUGAUUCCUGAAAAGGAACAAGAUAAAUGGAUUGAUGGGUCUGGUACUAUAUUCCUGCAGUACAAUCAGUCACUUGAACCAUUAUACAAGAACCUAGUGCUAACUGAUACAACAGAGUUUGACGUGUACAUGAAAUACAUUUUGCCAGUCUUUGGUAAGCUCAGCGAGGAAAGUCGUCUUGAACAUCUUGUACGAAUCAAUGAGCUGCUUCGUUAUCUACCCAUUCCUAAAAGAAAAAAUUAUAGGGAUAUUAGGGAAGCAGCGAUUCAGAGGUUAGGACUGAGAGAUCUGCAUUUCAUAAAUGGUACGUCUGGAAAUCUGCUGAAGGCCAGGGACCUGUAUGACCCAGAAGUCGAGGUAUUCUCCUUGAUGUUGAAGGACAAAUUUCCUUCAGAACAUAUCAUAAAGCAAUUGGGACUCACAUUCCUUCGUGAAAUAGGACUACAAACCACCGUUACUGCAGACUUGUUCCUUUCGUUUGCCCAUCGGGUGCGGGAAUCAUACCCCGAUGCCAAAGAUAUGAAAAUCAAGUCCACUGCACUCGUGUCAGAAUUGGUCGGGAACUGUAGCCUUCACAAAAACUAUAUCUUCUGCCAGGAAGCCAGUGUGAUUGAUUUUCUUGUUACUGACAGGAUUGACCAACAAUUAGAAUCCAUUCACUUACCUUUCAUCAAGGAUGGAACCCUCAUGAGGUUUUCAAGCUCAUUAUCCUCCCAACACAGGAAUCUAAUAUGGUCUACUAAUAGCAUCUUGCCAGAAUAUGCAGAAUAUGAGAUCAAUAAGCGAUGCUGGUCUUGUAAAACCCAACUAGAUGAUCAACUGGGCAAGGCACAAGAGCCUGAACUAGAGAGUGUUAUCCAACAUCUGCAGAAUAUAAGCAAUAGACUCCAAGAAAAUAACAGCAAAAAGCUAUCCUUCUCAGACGCUCUAUCCAGGGUGCUACAUAAAAUAAUGACCUUCCUCUCUUCCAAGUGUACAGGGAAAAGCUGCUCUAAGGAAGAUCCAUGUGAAGGUUGCUGUAUCAUUAGAGCGAAAUUGCCGAAUGUUCCAAUUGUCUUUCUAGAGCUCGAGGAUGAACAUCGCAUGGUGAAAGCAGAGCAGAUCUCUCGUACUUUGGAAGGGAAUUUCGAGCCUUUUCUUUACCAGUUGCCUGACAAGUGGGUUCCUUUCUUCAAGUUAUUUCAGUUGCUUGGUGGAACAGGCAAAGCCUCCAUUCGACAAUAUGCUUCCGUUCUCAGAAGUAUCUAUGAAAGAGGGGAGAAUGCAUGGGGAAACCCAAAUGUAGUAAGCAUGGUAGAGAGGGCAACAACCGGACUGUAUGAAGAGCUUAGGAAGACAGAUCAAAGGCAGGUAGCAGCUUUAUUUCAUUCUGGACAAGUCCUCUACCUUCCAUCAUGUCAUCAAAACUUGGAACGAUCAGAUCAGCUACUACUUAACGAUGUUGACCACUAUUUACGCCGACUUCGUAAAUCUAAGCUUCCCCUCAUCAAGUUCUUUCAAGGUCAGGAACGCGUUGCACAAGAAGCUAUAGAUAGGCUUCCAGAGACGAUGAAACCGACAUCAGUAAGCACGAAGGUGAAAGAAAUACUUAGCAAGACGGGGAAUGGGUCGCAAAGAUGUCUUCUAACUGGACAGGAACCUUGUGAAUUUGCAAGAAGACUUCAGAUCCUGCAAUCGAAGGAAUUUUUGCAGGCAGUUUGUAUCAUCAUGAAGCACAAGGGACAAACAGUUGAUGAGGAAACCAAGACACGCCUUAGAAAUUCGUUGAGUGGCCUGAAGAUAACAUGCAUGCAGCAAUUACACUCGAUUCUACAAAUCAAUGGUGAAUACAUAGAAGGCAGUGAAACGGAAGUACCUUCCUUCAUUAACAGUGACGGUGAGCUGUUUGUACAACACAGUGAAGGCGAAAAUAUAAUGGAAACACUCUUAAGUGUUGCGAUUCAUGUCAAUCAAAUCCUGGGAAACGUGUUUGAAGAUAAAACCUACUUAUCUGUCCUAUUAUCCCAGAAAUCACCUUCUACCUUACACAAAGUACUUGCUAAGUUCAACAUUGCUGCAGAGAGCAUGGAAGAUGAUACAAGUUUCAAGCUACCUGAUCCUGGAACUACCAUUCCAGAACAUUUGUAUCAUCUCAUAGAGCAAGACCCCUGGACGUCUUACAGUGUUGAUGAUUUCAUAGCGUAUGCACAAACUGAUGAAGAUGGCGAAUACUACAUAUAUGCAAUAGUUGUCAAGAGGAUAUCCAACGAAUCACUCAAUUCUGUCUAUCUUAUCAAUAUUGGAAAGGACAAACCAAUAGAAGCAAAUGUGUUGGACACGCAUAAGAUACACAUACCUAAGUCCACAUCAGGUAUGGAGCUUGUUCUAUCUGAAAAAGUUCACUCGGAUGAUGCAGGACCAUCUCUCACUGAGAAUCGAGAAUCAUCUUUUCCAACUGACGUGGAACAAGCGAAGCGACAAGUGACAAUCGAAUUGGAGGAGAUCUGGAAGCUUCCAGAGGAACAUAGAAGGAAGGCUAUUCGGCGAAUGUUGCUGAAAUGGCAUCCAGACAAACAUCCAGAAGGUCCGCAGGAACUAUUUCAUGAAGCGUUUAAAUACCUCCAAAGUGAAUUGCAGCGAUUAGAAAAAGGUAUUUCAAGAACAAGUUCAUUUUAUGAAGACCUCUUCAGAUCAACUGAAAAGAGAGCAAGGGAAGACCGUCGGAGGUAUACUCACUUCGGAGGAUUUUGGGGAAGAGGUGGUUUCAGAGGACGAGGGAGCUUUGGAUCUGGUUUCUGGAAUUGUGGAAGCGACUACAGUUCUUUUGAGGAUUUCUUCACUUCUGCUUCAAGAACACCAGAUAUCCGCAAUGCACGCCGUUGGUUUCGGCAAGGACAAGAAGAUCUUCGUGCUGCCCGACAUGAUCUUAACCCACACGAUGACGAGCCGUCAUUAGAAUGGGUUGCUUACAAGUGUCAUCAGAGUGUAGAAAAGGCACUCAAAGCAGCUAAACUAGCCAUUGAUGGACAACAUGACUACACUCAUUCCAUUUCCUCUCUAGCCUUUCAAGUUGAAGGCAAAAUAAAAUCGGUUGAUUUUCUACAGAAUGUGAACAAGCUCAGUUCUCUUGUAAAUGAUCAACGGGCUCGUUACCCAGACAGAUGUGCCUCUUCACAGAUUCCUCACGAAGUCUUUAGAGAGAAGUCACGGGGUGUGGAAAUGAUGGACCUCGCCCGACUAAUUCUUGGAAAUGUUCAAUCCUUUUUGCUUCCCAGAUCCUGAAAUGGUAAUUGCAACUGCUUCAUCUUGAUCUGUCUUUUCCACAGUCCUCUUGUUGAUUUCUUACAAGCAGUCCUGCAGCUUUCCUGGCAAUCAAGUAAAUAAAAAAUCACCACCAUUUACUUAUUGCUUUCCAAAUCAUGAAAUGUUAUUCGACUGCUUCAUCAGGGUUCGCAUUAUCCACGUGGUCGCAAAAUUUGAAUGGAAAAGUUUUUUCCCGAAUAUUUCUAAAUUUCAGACUUCACUGGAGAAGAAAUAUUGUCAACGUGUCAUAGUUCUUUGAAUGAAAAAAAAACAUUCCAGUCUUAGUUCAUAUUCCACUGGACAUGCUAGACAGCCAAUAUUGUCUAACUCAAUGUAUGUUGUACUAUGUUUUUGAUUAAAUUGAUUCAUUCCGUUAUUGCAAAAGACAAUACUAGUAUCAUUUCCUUCUUUGUUGUUGAUACCACUUCUAACUGGUUUAAAGAUGAUAAUUGGUUAUUUAGCUAGGUUUUCAUCUAUUGAUAUCCAUGCAUUUUGAUAUUUAAUAAUUAGAUAUUUUCAAAUAGUCACACCAUUUAUGGCUAUUAUCAACGAUGGUGUUGAAUUAUUUGCCAUCUCAUAUUGUGUAGACAAUGUAACAAUCAUGUUGCAUCUUACUUCUUGACUUACUCAAAAUAAAAUGCCCGAUAUUGUAUA
This is a messenger RNA of Lytechinus variegatus (green sea urchin), 14023 nucleotides long. Its product is annotated as sacsin-like. The transcript is spliced from 6 exons. Bases 278 to 13348 code for a protein of 4356 amino acids. Lineage: Eukaryota; Metazoa; Echinodermata; Echinoidea; Temnopleuroida; Toxopneustidae. The record is from RefSeq and is a predicted model, not a curated record.